Molecule: messenger RNA, 1057 nt
Organism: Thunnus maccoyii (southern bluefin tuna)
Lineage: Eukaryota; Metazoa; Chordata; Actinopteri; Scombriformes; Scombridae
Product: cationic trypsin-like
Exons: 5
Coding region: 159-1004 (281 amino acids)
Biological process (GO): proteolysis
Molecular function (GO): serine-type endopeptidase activity
Source: RefSeq, a predicted model, not a curated record
UCCUGCACACCUGCUGAUCUGUAUGAAUGUGUCCAGAGUACGUGAUGGAGCCUGAUUGGUCCACGCAGGAUGAGAGAUGACAGAUAAUAAAGAACAUUUAAAAACGAGCAACACUGUGACUCAGACGCCGGAGAAGUGGACCGAGAAGGAAGACCACGAUGAAGAGUUUGAUCCCUCUGCUCGUCUUGGCGUCAGCAGUUGCUGGUGCUGUGGACAUCCAGAAAAGAAUAUAUGGUGGAAGGGAUUGCCUUGAAAGCGAAGGUCAGCACUACGUGGUCCUGACUGAGAGGAACGGUCAUUUUGAGGGCAGGUUCUGUGGAGGGAAUCUGAUCAGUCCAGACUGGGUCCUCACUGCUGGACACUGUAAUAAACCGGAGUUUGAUGUGCUUUUGGGCAAACAUUUACCUGGAUCGAAAGUACUGCUAGAAAUCACCUCACAGAAUGAAAGGCAUGUCUAUAAAGCUAAUGGUCACGAUCAUGACAUCAUGCUUUUUAAACUGCCCACUUAUUUCAAUAAGGGAUCUCACAUUUACAUCUCACUCCCUGGUACUGUUACUGCUGCUGGUGUUACAUGUAAAUCACCUACUGCUAAUGGCCAACCCUACACUAUUAUGGGAUGGUCCUACACAGCUACUGACGCUCAGAAUGUAAAAAACCAGAAGAGAGCGGUUGAACUGCAGUGUGGAACCGUUCUCCUGCGUAAAGACUGCACUGGUCGUAACCUCACUAUCCGUAACCUUGACGAAAAAGGACAUAAAUACAUAAAAGAACAUAUGCUGUGUUCUGAUAUCCCCGAAAACUGUCAAACCUGCAAGACCAAACCCUGUGAAUCCUGCGAGGGGGACUCUGGCGGCAGUCUGGUGCAGAAAGAAGUUAAGGAUGCCAAGAUCAAUGACGUUUUGGUUGGAGUGACUGUUGCUGGUUCCCGUAAACCCUCAGGGUUGUCUUUCUACAUGGACGUCUGUGCCUACAGGCAGUGGAUUCACACUGUAACUGGCAUCUAAACUUGUCUGUAACUGACCAAAGGUCAGUCAGUACUGUGACACUGUCUGACAAU